Molecule: messenger RNA, 3654 nt
Organism: Diplodia corticola
Lineage: Eukaryota; Fungi; Ascomycota; Dothideomycetes; Botryosphaeriales; Botryosphaeriaceae
Product: condensin complex subunit 1
Exons: 4
Coding region: 1-3654 (1217 amino acids)
Biological process (GO): mitotic cell cycle; meiotic chromosome condensation; mitotic chromosome condensation
Cellular component (GO): nucleus; condensed chromosome, centromeric region
Molecular function (GO): histone binding
Source: RefSeq, a predicted model, not a curated record
AUGGGCGACCGCAUAGACUUCGACAUCAACGAUGCCCUCAAGAACUACCUGAGCGACCCGUCCGCCAUCGCCACGCCCGAGGCGCCUGCAGACUUGCAGGACUGCGAAAAUGAUCCCAGUUCACUCACUGCGCCCACCGUCAAUGCCGCCCUCAAUCCGGUCGUCGACGCCGUCGCCGAUAGCCCGGAUGCUAUCACACGCAGCGAGAACUUUGACACCCUGCAGUGUCUGCUGAAGCACGCGUCCUUCCUGCCACCUACCGUGCUCAGCAAAAUCCUCGAUCUCGUGACUUCCGGUCUCUCCGUCGAAGCUGACGCCGUCCACGCCGACCUCGAGGCCGACGAACAAGAAACGGUCCAGCACCACAAGCAGUUACUCGAGCUCUUUGGCUUCCUUCUGCAAUGGACGAUCUCUGCCGUCGAGGCCAAGGCGGCUGAGAAGCCUGCUUCGACUAGCGGUGUUGCCAAAGGGCGCAAAGGGACGAAGGCCAAAUCCGGCUUUGGUAAGGAUGGUCACUGGGACUCCUCCGCCCAACUUACUACGGCAAUGGACGUUAUGAGCAAAGUCCUGAAGCUCAAGCUGGCCAGGAUAUUUGUCACAACUUCCGAGCGUGACACCUUCAUCAGUCUCUUUACCCGUCCGGUCUACCUGAUUCUCGAAAGCGAAGCCAGGGUCAAGAGCGCCACCAUUCGCAUGCACACGUUCAAGGUGUUAUGCAUCGCUAUCAAACACCAUGGACAUGCCUUUGGAGCGCAGACUUCUAUUAUCCAGAAUCUGUCGUAUUUUGAGCACCUAUCCGAACCCAUGGCCGAGUUCCUCCACAUUUUGGCUGACCAAUACGAUCAUCCACAACUGACAGAAGAAGUGCUGCGGGAGUUGAGCAACAAGGAGUUCAACAGCAAUGAUCUGAGGGGUCCCAAGUCCGUUUCCACCUUCGUGACCAAGAUCUCAGAGCUCGCUCCUCGCCUGGUCAUCAAACAGAUGACCUUACUCGCAAAGCUCUUGGAUAGCGAAUCUUACACGCUCAGAUGCGCCAUCAUAGAGGUUUGUGGUAACUUGAUUGCAAUGCUGAGUAAACACGAGGACGAAGAACGCAUCGAACAUACCGAGGGGCAAAUUAGCGUCUUCUUCGACGUACUCGAGGAGCGCUUCUUAGACGUGAAUCCCUACUGCAGAUGUCGUGCCAUCCAGGUCUAUGUGAGGCUCUGCGAUCUUGAGGCGAAAUACCCUCAGCGGAGACAGGCCGCGGCGGAAUUGGCAGCAAGAAGCCUCGAAGAUAAGAGCAGCCACGUUCGGAGAAACGCCAUCAAGUUACUGGGGAAAUUGGUGACAACCCAUCCUUUCAGCGUUCUUCAUGGCGGUCAACUCUCAUUUGAUGACUGGAACGCCCGCCUGCAGAAGGUUGAUGAUGAGAUCAACGCUCUCAAGCCACCGGAGGAGCUGCAGGAGAAAACAACGGUCGACGCCACAGUGGAUGAGAGCUUGCUGGAUGACGCGACUGUGGCCGAUAACCAACCGGCUCCCGAGCCGGCCCCCAUGACAGAAGACGAGAAGAGGGCCGCCGUGGAAAAGGCCAUGGCUGAGGCCGCUACCGCCGACGCCUUGAACAAGCUCCAGCUAACCAGGAAAUACUAUCGUGAUGCAAUUCGGUUCGUUGAAAUCAUCCAUGCCGCUUCGGUACUUGUCAUGCAACUAUUGUCUUCCAAGAACAAGAGCGAAGUUAUCGAGGCUAUGGAUUUCUUUGGCAUCAUCGACGCAUACAAGAUCCAUACCUCCAGGGUUGGCAUUCGGCGGAUGCUGCGUCUCAUUUGGACCAAAGGAAACAGCGACGAGGGCAAGGGCGUCCAAUCGCAUCUGAUUGACUGCUACAAGAAUCUUUUCUUUGAUGCUCCGGAUUCCUUCGACACCAAUACGGCCGCCAACUACGUCGCUCGGAACAUGGUCAGCUUGACUUUCGGCGCCACUCCCGCGGAGCUUACAUCACUUGAACAGCUCCUGAGCACGAUGAUGAAGCAGGGGAACGUAAGUGAGCAUGUAAUUGCCAAGCUCUGGCAGAUUUACGGCGCCCAGAAGAAGGGGAGAGAAUUUUCGAAGAAGUCACGCCGGGGCGCCAUCAUUGUCCUCGGCAUGCUCGCCCUUGCCGAUCCCAAUAUCAUCGUAAAGGAAAUGGAAACAUGCUUACGGAUAGGCUUGGGCGAGCUCGGCAGCAGAGACCUCGGGCUUGCUCGAUACACGUGCGUAGCUCUGAGACGCAUCAAUGCCGCUGAAAAGGCAAGCAAGGGCACGGUGUCUGCGGCAUCUGCUAAGCUGCCCAACGACCACGCCGUCUUGGUGCGCUUGGCCGCCACGAUGGAUAUUGUUGCGGACAGCUAUGAGUGGUUCGGUGUCGCUGAGCAAGCUUUAGAUGCGAUCUAUGCUCUCUCAAAGCACCCCGACACCCUCUGCUCUGAGAUCAUCAGGAGAAAGACCAAGGAUGUCUUCGCACCGCAGGGAAGAAGACCUGGCACAGCGAGUUCGCAUAAAACAGACCCGGACAGGAUGGAGACCGAGGAACGGCCAACCAGCCGCGAUUCGCAGCACAGCUCCCAUCACGAUGACAAGGCACAGAAUGCUGCUCUUGCCCUGUCACAGUUGCUGUUCAUCGUUGGGCACGUAGCAAUCAAACAGAUCGUUCACCUGGAGCUUUGCGAGCAAGAUUUCAAGAGAAGGAAGGCUGAAAAGGAGAGAGCCAGCGGCGGCGACAAGCGGAAGUCGGUAGGGCCUAACCCAUCAACGGGCAAAAAAGGUGCGAAAAGAGCAUCGGCGGUACAGGAGGAACAGGACGAGCUGGACCUCAUGGCAGGCACAACCGAAGACGAUUUCACAGAAGCUCUUGCGCACAUCCGGGAGCGGGAGCUGCUCUAUGGGCCGCAGUCACUUCUCUCAAGCUUCGGCCCGCUUGUGGCUGAAGUGUGCGCAAAUAAUACGACGUACGCGGACAGCAUGCUGCAGUCACAGGCGGCUCUUUGCCUGGCCAAACUGAUGUGUGUUAGUUCGGAGUACUGCGAAAAGAACCUUGGUCUUCUCCUCACGAUCUUGGAACGCAGUAAAGAUCCCGUGGUACGCAGCAACUUGGUGGUCGCUCUUGGCGACAUGGCAGUCUGCUUCAAUCACCUGAUUGACGAGAACACGGACUUCCUGUACCGUCGGCUGAACGAUCGAGAGGCUUCGGUGAAACGGACGUGUCUCAUGACGUUGACUUUCCUGAUUCUUGCGGGGCAGGUCAAGGUCAAGGGUCAACUCAGCGAAAUGGCAAAGUGCCUGGAGGAUGACGAUAAGAAGAUCGCGGACAUGUCACGCAUGUUCUUCAGUGAGCUUGCUACCAAGGACAAUGCGGUGUACAAUCAGUUUGUGGACAUGUUUAGCGUGCUCAGCGCGGAUCCAGCACUCGAGGAAGAGUCCUUUCGGCGCAUCAUCAAGUUCCUCGCGGGCUUUAUUGAAAAGGACAAGCAUGCAAAACAGCUUUCAGUCAAGCUUGCGGCGCGUUUGCCGAGGUGCGAGAACCAGAGACAGUGGAACGACGUGGCUUUCACAUUGGGGCUGCUUCAGCACAAGGACGAGGAAAUCCAGAAGCAAAUCACGGAGGGGUUCAAAGUGGUGCAUGCUGCGGCAUAG